AUGUCAUCGAUACUAAAUAAAUUUAGAAAGCAACCUCAAGAUGAUGUGCCUGCAGGAAUAAAAAUAGAGAAUACUUUAUUUGGAUAGUAAAAUGGAACUUAUCAACCUCCCCUAAUACCAGCUGUUUAAUUACCUCAAACUACUUAACCAAGAUAAAAAGGGAGACCGGGAGGAGGCUGGGAUGAUGAAGAGCCCUAAUAAUAAUAACAAUAAAUAUUGUCAAACAAGCCGACUAAUAAUGUCAAUCUAAUUAAUGAUACUCCACCUAAGUAAAAUGAAAAUAAAGCGAAUAUUGAUGUACUACUGCCACCUUAAUCCUAUAAUAAUAAUAUUUAAUUAAGCAGAGUGACAGAAUAUAAGAAAGGAUAACUAUUAAACUACGAAGAAUUAGAAAUUGGAGGAUUCGAAUUCGAAUUCCAUCAGGUAGAAGAAGCUACUAAAUUAGGUGGAAUUAAAUUGAAAUAAAGUGAUUCCGUUCUUAAGGAAUUCGGAAGAGCUUGUUAGACUUUAUAAGAAUAGUUGAUUGGUAGCAUACUAUUGAAUAAGCUCUAUAGUGAAGAAAAUUGGAAAGUUUAAAUUAGAUGCAUAUAUGCGAUUCAAUUUAUAAGCUAGCAAUAUCAAAACUAUAGAGAAUUCUUUUAAAUUAAUUAGAAUUAUCUAAAAAUUAAUACAGAUUAAUAAGUAUUAUAAUCUGCAAUUGAGUAAACUCUAUUAGAGAUUAAUGGAUAACAAUCAUAAAAGUAAAAGGAAUUUUAAUUUGAAUUUCGUGAACCUCCUAAGUCAUAAUAAAAUGUCGUAUAGUAAUAACCGAAUCUCAUAGAAAUAGGAAUUAAUGAAGUUUAAUAAAAAUAACCAUAGCAAUAAAAACUUGAUUUAAAAUCUCUAAAAAUAAAAUAACCAUAAGCGCAAUAGUAACCUUAAUAAUAGUUAUAAUAAUAAUAGAAUUAAUAAAAAAAUAAACAAAUAGAUUUAUUAGAGGCAUUUAGUGAAAUGUCAAUAUAAAAUUAUGAUUAAAAUCAACACCAAAACUAAUAAUAAUAAUAAUAAUCAUAAUAAUAAUAAUAAUAAUAAUAAUAAUAAUCAUAAUAAUAAUAAUAAUAAUAAUAAUAAUAAUAAUAAUAAUAAUCGUAAUAAUAGGGUAUCAGCUUUGAUGAAAUAUUAAAUACUUAAUCAUAAUCGGGAUAAUAACCAUAAUAAAAAAAGAAUGCUUUUGGAUUUCUCAAAAAGGAUCAGCAAUAGUAAGCUUAUUAAUAGUAGCCUUAAUAAUAGAAGUAAGAAUAAAUUCAAUUAAACGCAUUAUUAUUAUAAGACCCUCAAUAGUUAUACAAAUAAUAACCUGUAAAUCAACAAUAGGUUUAAUAUGGGCAACAAUAGAAUUUAUAUAACUUAUAAUAAUAACCUGUGGGUGGUUAAUUUAAUUAUUCAUAAGCUUUCGCACAAUUUAACAUGCAAUAAUAAUAAUACAACAUUUUUUAACAAACCUAGUUUACAUAAGAAUAACCAAAAUAAAAAUAAUAGCCUAACCCAAAAGAUAAUGCUUUUGAUUUCCUAAAUUUCUGA
This is a messenger RNA of Paramecium tetraurelia, 1560 nucleotides long. RefSeq lists its product as uncharacterized. NCBI's taxonomy places the organism in Eukaryota, Ciliophora, Oligohymenophorea, Peniculida, Parameciidae. Gene Ontology annotation, cellular component: trans-Golgi network membrane. The transcript has 5 exons. The record is from RefSeq and is a predicted model, not a curated record.